UUCUUUGUUGUGUAAAGUGUUAUGCAACUAAACAUACAAAUAAUUUAUUUUUAAAAAAAAUUAGGUUAGAAAUUUUGUAAAGAUAUUUAUAAUUUAUUUGAUAUAAUAUCAUAAAACCUAAAAAUAAUUCAUAAAGUAAAUAACUUUCAGACAUAAAUUAUCGAAUACAUACCUUAUUUUUUAUAUCAAAAUAACAAACAAUAACCGGCUGGAUUUUGAAAAAUGUCAUAACAAAUUUGUCAUAAAAAAUUCUUUGGCUUUUCUUCCAAAUUUCUGUGAUAUAAUCGUAAAAAAAAUAUGAUUUCUUUUAAGAAUAGACUAUUUUUACAUCUAGGAAUAAAUUUGACUAAAAAUUUUUGUACAAAAGCUGCUAGAAAUAAGGUAAAAUGCGAUUUAAGUAGCAAGAAAACGUUAGGACAACCGACACAGUACACUCAUCCACAUUUAAUAGGGGAAAACGAGGUGACUCCUUUAAUCAAAAAAGAAGAAUAUCAAAAUCGUAGACAAAAAUUAGUAGAGUCGAUAUCCGAGUACGCCCUUAAAUGUAAUGCUCCGUCAAAGAGUCAUAUGAUAAUAAUCCCGUCGGCAAAUAAACAGUUUAUGUCUGAUAAAAUACCUUAUAUAUUUCGCCAAAAUUCAGACUUUCUCUAUCUAACUGGCUGCCAAGAACCUAAUACUUGUGUUGUAAUAACUACAUCAAAAAGUCCAAGCGGUCACAGAACCACCCUCUUUACAAGGGACAAAGAUAGCCAUGCAGAACUUUGGGAUGGGCCUAGGACUCAUCCAGAGGACGCACCUGACUUUUUUGGAGUGGAUCAGAGCUUACCCAUUAGUGAACUACCUAAUUUUAUAAACUCAUUUAGAAAAUCUAGCUCUGUGGUCAAUUUGUGGUAUGAUCUUGAAUCAAAUGUCAGUACUGAGACAUCGAAUAUAGUGAGAGAUUAUUUGAAGGAAUGUGGUAAUAAACAUUUUGAAUCGCCUAGAAAUUUUAUACACAAGCUAAGGUUGUAUAAAAGCACAGCUGAAAUAGCUUUAAUGCAAAAAUCCUGUGACAUUGCUUCAAAAGCUAUAGCAGAAACCAUGGAAUACUCUAGACCGGGAAUAGGAGAAAAUCAGUUAUUUGCAAAAGUCGAUUACGAAUGUAGAGCUAGAGGUGCUGAAUUUUUAGCAUACCCUCCAGUAGUAGCUGGAGGAAGCAGAGCUACCAUAAUACAUUACAUAAACAACAAUCAGUUAGUGUACGGAAAUGAAAUGGUUCUUAUGGAUGCUGGUUGUGAAUAUCAUGGAUAUGCCAGUGAUAUAACGAGAACUUGGCCUGUAAAUGGAAAGUUUACAAAUUGUCAGAAAGAGAUUUAUCAGAUAGUGUUAGAAGUACAAAAAGAACUGAUUAAUUUAUGUAGUAAAUUGCCAACUCUAGAUAUGCUUUUCGAGUGUAUGUGUUUAUUGCUUGGUAGGAAACUGCAAGAAAUUGGACUUGUAGGUGUUCAGCCUUCAGAUAGUUAUAUAAUGAAGGCUGCUUAUCAGCUGUGUCCUCAUCACGUAUCUCAUUAUUUGGGCAUGGACGUACAUGACACUUCAUCAAUAAGCAGAAACAUUAAAAUCGAACCUGGUAUGGUCAUAACUAUCGAACCAGGAAUUUAUAUUAGUGAAAAAUCAAAAAUACCUAAAGACUACCAUGGUAUAGGAGUUAGAAUAGAAGAUGACAUUUUGAUUACAGUCAACGGCCCUGUUGUAUUAAGCAGAAGGUGUCCCAAAGAAAUUGAUGAUAUUGAAGCAAUUGCAAGUAGAGGUGCAAAAAAUUAAGGCUGAUAUUGUGUCAAUGUGUAUAUAAGAGUGUUAGUUUAAAUUUGGUUUUAUAAUAUUCUUUUGUAUAUCAAGAAAUCUAAAAACAAUUAAAAAAUAACGUUUCUAUUUUAUAUUAGUCUACUGAUUUUUAUUAUAUGUACAUAUCGUUAUAGUUAUUAUAUUUGUUGACUAAAUUGUAACAUGUUGGGAAUUGUAAUAAAAGUAAACAUACCAAAAA
Messenger RNA from Sitophilus oryzae (rice weevil), 2023 nucleotides. Its product is annotated as xaa-Pro aminopeptidase 3. The record is from RefSeq and is a predicted model, not a curated record. Gene Ontology annotation, cellular component: mitochondrion. Gene Ontology annotation, molecular function: metalloaminopeptidase activity; manganese ion binding. The transcript has 8 exons. Lineage: Eukaryota; Metazoa; Arthropoda; Insecta; Coleoptera; Curculionidae. The coding region runs from base 298 to 1803 and encodes 501 amino acids.